GAUCGUUGCCGCAACCACCGAACCUAUUUCUUGCUGAGUAGUUAAUUAAUUACCUAGGCACACAACGAUCCCACGGCAAUUCGUUGUGCAUGUGCAUCCCUAUAAUAUCUUAUUAAAUUGCCCUGCAACAAUCGAUCGCCGUUGAUGUUCCUUCGACCUCAUUGCCCGCGGUCCUCCACACCGUUAAGUUGGUUCUCUCCCCGUCCCGCAGCCAGGAUGCCUUUGAGAGCCAAAUUGGCGGCCCCGGCAUGGUCUGGAUUGUCAAAGAUGUCUACUGCCGUAGAGAUACCCAGAGAACUUCCUGGUGACGAACCAGAUGAUGUCCUAUUCAGCAGUCUUUUCGGGGUGCGCAACAUUGAGCUCAAUCGACCUAAGAAACUGAACGCUUUGAAUGGCUCGAUGGCAAGAAAGAUUACACCCAGGCUAAAGGAAUGGGAAAAAUCCGAACUCGCGAACAUUAUCAUCAUCUCCGGUGCCGGAUCGAAAGCAUUCUGUGCUGGCGGCGAUGUUGCAGCUCUUGCUGAACAAUGCGCUGAAGGACCAGAAGGCCAGAAGAAGGCCACUGAAUACUUUUCCCUCGAAUAUAAACUUGAUCACCUCAUUGCGACAUACAGCAAGCCAUACAUUUCCAUCAUGGAUGGAUUCACUAUGGGCGGCGGCGUCGGACUCAGUGUACAUGCGCCCUUCCGGAUUGCGACUGAACGAACUGUUUUCGCCAUGCCCGAAACUACAAUUGGAUUUUUCCCAGAUGUCGGUGGAUCGUUCUUCUUACCUCGCCUGGACGGUGAACUAGGAACCUACCUAGCUCUGACAUCUGAAAGACUAACUGGAGUGCAAACCCUCUACGCCGGCGUGGCCACCCACUAUCUCCAUUCAAGCAUUCUUGCCAACCUAACUGGACGUCUAUCUGAACUAGUCUUUAAGGACACUGCUAGCCUAGGGGAACGCCUCGACCUUGUCAACAGCACCAUUUCCGAGUUUUCCACGGGCCUGCCUUCACAGGAGGAGGAGCCAAUUUUCCCAUCAAGUAGCAUCCGCGAAUCCAUUGACCAGUGCUUCUCCGCAGAUACCAUGGAGGAAAUUAUCAGCAGACUUCAAAACGAACAGGUCAAUAAGGAAUGGGCUGAGAAGACUCUGAAAACACUUGCCUCCCGCUCCCCAACCUCUCUAAAAGUAACCCUCCGCCAACUCCGCAUCGGCCGCACAUGGUCCAUAGCGGAAACCUUCCAGCGUGAAGAGAAAAUCGCCGCAAAAUUCAUGGCUCAUCCAGACUUCGUCGAAGGCGUCACCGCUCGCCUGGUCAACAAGCCACCAACCCAGCCGGCCUGGAAACCUGCCAAACUGGAGGAGGUCACCGAUGAGGCCGUCCAUAAGUUCUUCCGCAUCGAGGCUGGCGACAUAAGAAUGCCACUCCUAAACCCUGAUGCGGACUAUAUGGAAUACCCACAUCAGCGGUUCGCCCUGCCAAGUGAGAAGGAGAUUCUCGAGUUUGCACUCAAGCACGAAAGAUCAGAUAAGGCUGUGGACGAAUUUGUAAGCCUGCGGGGACAUAAGGAUGGGGUGCGGGAGAAGUAUUUGGAGGUGGUGAAGAGAAAGCUUGGUGGAGCGUAGUACGCAGCAUUGGAUGGUGGUUGGUCUGUGUGACAGGGUAAGGGCCAUUGACAUUAAUUGAGCACUUGUACGCUACUUAUUUUGUUUUCUUGCGCCGUUUUGUUUCCGUUUCUCGCAAUAGGGUUGUGUGUAAUUUACAUAUAUUUAUCUUCCAAACAAUUUCGUCAGUUAGAUAGACAUGAUAUAUAAAAGACGACAAUAUAAAAAUCUACAGGACAUAGGAAAAGGAA
Messenger RNA from Blastomyces dermatitidis ER-3, 1841 nucleotides. Its product is annotated as mitochondrial 3-hydroxyisobutyryl-CoA hydrolase. Gene Ontology annotation, cellular component: mitochondrion. The transcript has 3 exons. Gene Ontology annotation, biological process: L-valine catabolic process. NCBI's taxonomy places the organism in Eukaryota, Fungi, Ascomycota, Eurotiomycetes, Onygenales, Ajellomycetaceae. Gene Ontology annotation, molecular function: 3-hydroxyisobutyryl-CoA hydrolase activity. Bases 145 to 1611 code for a protein of 488 amino acids. The record is from RefSeq and is a predicted model, not a curated record.